This is a messenger RNA of Trichoplusia ni (cabbage looper), 1240 nucleotides long. Its product is annotated as glycine-rich protein DOT1-like. Lineage: Eukaryota; Metazoa; Arthropoda; Insecta; Lepidoptera; Noctuidae. The record is from RefSeq and is a predicted model, not a curated record. The transcript is spliced from 2 exons. The coding region runs from base 139 to 1179 and encodes 346 amino acids.
ACACACUGCACAAAAUAAAACAAUAUACGAACAAUCAGACUAAAACCAACAAAACAUCGGUGACAACAGCUCUAUAGAGAUUCCUCCACCUUUCUACACCGCUCCUCUCUGAGACACUCACUUCCGGGCUCUAUAAAAAUGUUUGUGCAUUUGUUGGAAGCUAUCACUGCAAGCGUCGACGGCAGAUACGCCAUACCAAGCUCUAGAAACAUGAAGACUUUUGUGUGUUUGUUGCUGGCAGUUGCCUCCUGCAAGGCCGGGUUUGAUGGAGGCUAUUCCAACGAAGUACAUGGAGACGGUGGUAACGAAGCUCCGUCAGGAUACGACUUUUCUGGCCAUCUUAACGGGGGAGGAGACUUCUCAGGAGGGCAAGGACACAAUUUGGCCCAAUUCAGUGGACACGGCUCAGAACCUAGCGGUGCUGGACAUGACUUCUCCGGCGGUCAAGGUCACACACUCGCACUGCUUCAGGGACAUGACUUUGGAGGUGCUCAAGACUUUGGCGGACAUCAAAGCUUAGGAGGCGGCCAACAAUUCGGUGGUCAUCAGGCUUCAGGUGGUCAAGACUUCGGCGGUCACGCUUUCCCUGGAUUUGGAGGUCAUGCCCAAUUCGCUGCUCACGAUGGAGGUAACCAAGGCGGUCAGGAUUUUAGCGGAGACUCAUACCUUCAGGCCGCUCACGACUCCGGUCAUCAGGGCCAAGAGGAUUCUGGAUCCCAUGGCGACGGUGGUCAUGGAUUUGGUCCUCAAGCUUUCACUCUUGAAGACGCUAGCCACGACUACGGUCACGGAGGAGGUAACGACUUCGGAUCCCACGCUAUCCCAGUAGGAACCCACGUUGAUGAAGAACACCCAGUCGAAGUACCCCACUACAAACAUGUUACGUUCAACAUCCCUAAGACCGUCCACAUUAACGUGCCAAAACCUAUUCUGAUCGGUGUACCUCAGCCUUACCCCGUAAAGGUGCCCGUCAACAAGCCAGUCGCCGUACCUGUGGAGACCGAGAUCAACAUUCCCAUUGAGAAGGUUGUGCCUUACCCUGUGGUCAAACACGUGCCCUACCCCGUUGAGAAGCACGUGCCAAUUAAGGUCGAGAAGACCGUCACAGUGCACGUGCCCCAGCCUUACCCUGUCAAGAUCCCUGUGUACAAAACCAUCCACCACCACAAAGAUCAUUAAGGAGUUGGAGUGAACCAGUUUUUUGAGAAAAAUAAUUCACUUUUUUAAAGAUGUCUUCUGU